AUGGUAAGAUUAUCAAAGAUGAUAUCAAAUCUUAAAAACCUGUUAAUUGGAACUUCACAUCCAUCUGAAAUGAAUGAUGAUUUAGCAGCACGAUCAACAAAAGGAUAUAAUACAAUUUUAAGUCUGACAGAUGAAGAAUUAAUUGGAACAUUAUGUUUGGAGUCGGCGAGCUUCAAGGACAGUGAAGUAACAAGUAGACUGUAUCAAUGUCAUCAAUCUGACCGGUUUAUUGCUGCUCUAUGUGAUCCAAGAACUUCUUUUGAAUACAAAAUAAAUGAAAUUUUUCAAGUUGUGGAGCCUCAAAAUGUUGAAUAUAUUAAAUUUUCUGUUAAGUUGAAAUUGAAAAUCCAUCCCACAAAAGCAUUGAGUGAGGAAAAUAUCAGGAAUAUCAGAGUCUAUCUUGAUAGUUGUGGAUCAGCGCACCACUUUACCAUAUUUAUGAAACCAGACUUAAAUCUACCAGAUGUUUUAACUUAUUUGAAUCAAGUUGGUUCUUUGAAAUCUGACAAAGAUGUUGAUGAUGAUAUUUGCAAAAUUAACAGUGAAAGACUUCCAAGGAUUUUGAUUUUGAUUUCAAAUCCCAAAUUCUUUAAGUGUUUCCACAAAUUAUUAAGUUUUUAUUCAAAUAAUUCUUUAGAAACAAGUUCUUGUUCACGAAAGUAUAGAUUGAUCGGUAAAGUUAUCCAAAAACAGAGUUCAAAAUAUAUUUAUAACAUUAAAGGGACUAUACCUCAUCGUAACUGUGUUUAUUUCUUCAUACCACUCGAGUCACAGCGUGAAGAGUGCAUUAAUGAUGACUUUAUAAAGAGAUAUUUUUUUGUUUUUGAAAAGAUGAAGCUUGAAAAUCCUUCAUCUGAUCACCAUAGAUCGUAUUCAAUAUAUGACAUGGAAUGUGCAAAUGAUCAGAUAAACAUCAAAGCCAUUGAUUACCUGAACAGCUGA
Hansenula ciferrii is the source of this 942-nucleotide messenger RNA. RefSeq lists its product as uncharacterized. The record is from RefSeq and is a predicted model, not a curated record. The coding region runs from base 1 to 942 and encodes 313 amino acids. The transcript has a single exon. Lineage: Eukaryota; Fungi; Ascomycota; Saccharomycetes; Phaffomycetales; Wickerhamomycetaceae.